AUGGGUCUUGGGGUAAAGGAGCAUCCUAUUGGGAGCAUUGGCCAACGUCGUGAUUUUUGGACACGUGAUGAUGUCGCUGCCGCCGUCCACGCCUCACCUCUCACCAAAAGACAGGACAACAAGGUCCCCGACGUCUGGGAGAACAAAGACACCCUCUGCAAAGGCUGGGUCCUCAGCACACCAGAGGAAGCCGACAGGCUCUGGAUGGAAACCAAAGCCGGCAAUCAACUAGGUUUCUUCCUCCGUGAACAACCGGGGUAUGUCUUUGGCGGUACAGAUGGAAAGUCUGGCGCCGCGGGAUGCAGUGUUCUCGACAACGAUUGCAGCCCCAUGAACAACAUAGAAUGCACUGAACAGUAUGAGAAAUACAGUACCGACGACAGCCUUAGCAAGACCUCGUACUGGAUAUUCCAGGCUGCUAAGGGCAUGCACUCCAAGUUCAAGGGGCUCAAGACCAAGAUCACCGAGAAGACCAUCAUCAGCGGUCUCAGGAUCGGUCAGAUCGUGACAGACUUUGGCGGCAAUGAGGAUGACACUGGUGAUAUGGUCAAGUGGUUAGCUUCCGCCCGCACGAUGGGCGCUGCUCUGAGUGGACUCUCUACAAACGUUGGGUUCGCUGUCGGCUUUAACAUCCUUGGCGGAAUCUUCUCCAGCUUUGGAAACCUCAAACAAGAGGAGAUCGACCGAGGUACCAUCUCAGCUGGCUUGGCCGAUCUGUUCGAGGCAGCUGUUGACCGACUCGACGAGACCAUGCGCAUCGUCAUGGGCGGUGGUACUGAGGACCAGUACAAUGCACUCAAGACGCCCAACCCGGAUCCUUACAAGAAGCCCGUCGCAAACUUCUUCAACGGCAGUUUCUUCCUUCUCAAUGACAACGUCGAAACUCCCAAGGUUGCCAACAACGUCAUGAAGGCUGCGAAGUUCUACCUCGUUGCUGAUAAGCGCCGUACAGGCCGCGAGGACUGCGGUUACGCUACUUGUCAUCAUUGGAUGGCUCUUGAGAUGCCUAACCGUGUUGGAGACUGGGCUGAGGUUUCGGGUGAGGUUUAUGACAAGAUGGCCAGCUAUGGUCUUGGGAACAAAGAGGUUUACUACCGCGCUAUUCUGGACUGUGUGCUUAAUCCCAAUGGCAAUGUUGACUUGGGAAGCUUGGUUGGUGGCAAGAUUCCGACUUGUUACUUUGAUCUUCCUGCUGUAUACAUUGAUAAGGAUCGGGAGGUUGGAUGCGGUGAUCCUUUCACCACUGUUGAGUGCGAUUAUAUCAGUGCCACCAACAUCGAGUAG
Fusarium oxysporum Fo47 is the source of this 1284-nucleotide messenger RNA. RefSeq lists its product as uncharacterized. The coding region runs from base 1 to 1284 and encodes 427 amino acids. The transcript is spliced from 6 exons. NCBI's taxonomy places the organism in Eukaryota, Fungi, Ascomycota, Sordariomycetes, Hypocreales, Nectriaceae. The record is from RefSeq and is a predicted model, not a curated record.